GUCGAUCUCAGAUCAACAUCCCUACGACGUAAUCAAAGCUUGUUUUUUCGAACAAUAAAUGAAAUGCGCGAUAGUGCUACAUAUUUACUUUUUCUGUUUCAUAAUAAAAUAAAAAAUAUAUUCAAUCAGUUGAAAUAUGCGCAGUGCUUAUUACAAUGGCUGGAUUAAAUAUUGCUGAAUGGACUGCGGACCAAGUAGCUGAAUGGAUGUCCGGGCUGGACGCAUCUGUUGCCCAGUAUGUCCCACAAAUGCGAGCCAAAGGCUUAAAUGGUACUAGAUUAUUGAUGUUGAGAUGUGAUGACUUAGAGUACUUGGGCAUGCAUAUCAUCGGACACCAAGAGCUCUUGCUAGAAGCUGUGGAACAUCUUAGGAACUUUCAAUACGAGCUGCUUCGCGAGUGCGUGCAGCAACUGGCAGUGCGCGUGUCGGUGCUGGGCGGCGCGCUGGCGCGGGCACUCCGUCAGCACUCUGAGGCGCGCCUCGACACGCAGACCCUCGCCGACGUGGCGCGCACCGUGCAGGCCGUCAAGCCGCUCGUCUGCUGGCUCGACCGCUGGGGCGUCGGCGCCGGCCUCGCGGAGAGCCGAGCCGCGCUGCUGAAGCUCGCGCUGGAGGCCGCCACCUGUGCGCAGCGGGACCGGUUCGCCGAGCAGCCCGUCCGCACCGUGGGAGCGGCCGCCGCCGCCGCCGCCGCCACCGCCGACUACAUCGUGCGCGAGGCGGCCGAGCCCGUCGUGCUGCAGCCCGCCGCGCUCGAGACCGUCGUGCUGCGCCAGGAGGGCCGGCCGCUCGGGUUCGCCGUGGUGCCGUCCUACUGCGGACACAACCAGCUCGCGCACAUCAAGUUCGGGUCUCCGGCGCACGCGUCCGGCGCCGUGCACGCGGGGGACGAGCUCGUGCAGGUCGGGGCGCGCUGCGUGCUGGGCUGGAGCGCGCCCGCCGUGCUGCUGCAGUGCGAGCGGGAGGCGCGCCAGCACGACCUCGCGCUCCGGCUGCGGCGCCGCACCGCGCGCACCCCCGCCGCGCACCUGCAGCCGCGCCGCGCCCGCCUGCACAUGCACGCGCAUCUCGAACGUACGUUGCUGGAGAGCCCCCGCGGUUCGAUUUUGGCGGCGGUCAACGGUGAGCCGGAGCCCCGGGCGCCGAGCGCGGAGGCCGCGGUCCCCGGGGCUGCUGCGGCAGACGCGAAGGGCGCGGAGGCGGCGGCGGGCGAGUCGUCGGACGAGAGCGAGCCGCUGUCCCCGCCGGCGUCCCCCACCCAGCUGCACCCCGACCGCGCGAGGAUGUACCCGCCGAAGCCGCGCGCGCGGGCCCAGCGCCGCCACACCGUCAGCGGCGGCAGCCCCGCGGCGGGCCGGCCCCCGCACUCGCUGGAGCAGUUCUUGCAGGAGCUGAGGGCGCAGCAGAGGUCCCGCGGCGGCGCGCGCCCCGGGGCGGACGACGAGCCUGCGCCCUACGCCCGGGACAAGGCCGUGUCGUGCAGCACGGGGCUGGAGCUGUCCCCCCGCCCGCGCACCUGCCUCGGCGUGCUGAGUCCGCCCCCCGCCCCCCCGGCACCCGCCCCCGCCCCCGCCCCGCACGACGACCGCGCCCGUCUCGACAAGAGCCACUCGACCCCGGCAUACGACUUCGGCGCGGAGCCGGCCGGGGACUCCGCCGGGGAGCCGCCGCCCUCGCUCGCCACGCAGGUGAUCCCGGAGUCUCCGACUGACACGCUGCACGCGGAGAAGGCGGGACAGAUUCUCGACUUCAAGAAGUCCAGCUCGCAGAUCGGCGAGGCCAUCUUGCACCAGCAGCACCGGCGCGCCGCCGACGACACGGAGCACAAGCUCAGCCACAAGAGGCCGGACCCGGCGGAGGGCGCUUCGCCGCCGCCAGCGGGGGGAGGGCCGGGCGCGAGGGACGCAACAACAACUGAGAAAAUUUUAGAAACGUUAAACAUCGCCAUGAUGGAGCACCGGCGCCGGUCGGUGCUGGACGGCCGCGCCAUCGAGAGCGCCAGGGUCACCAAGCUGUGCACGGGAGAGCGCGGGAACCUCGACGACCACUACGAGGAGAAAGGUUCUCUACCGGCCAGAUACGGCUACAUGCGCAGCACUAGAGCUCCGUCCCCCUCGCCGCGCUCGCGCCCCCCUGCCGCCCCCGCCGGCCCCCCCGCCGCGCCCCCCCCGCUGCUCGUCGCCGAGGCCGGCUCGUUCCCCGUGCUGCGCGCGGUGCCCCGCCGCCCGGACCGCAGCGAGCCCACCUCGCCGCUCAAGCCGAUGCGGACCAUCGACGCCGGACAGAUUUCAGUUCCGCUCCGGCACAUCACGAAGCACGAUAUCAAAAUGAUCCCGAACGAGGUGAUGCACGAGCUGCCGGCCAUCAACAGCGAGGCGGACCCCCCGGGCGCCCCCGCGACUCCGCGACCCGUCGACGAUCACCACUCCUCACGGCCUCUCGCACUGUCGCCCACUAGUGCCGUGCGAGGCAUGUUCCCCUCGUCCAAAUCCAGGAGUCUGAAAAAGAAGAGCUCCAUACUGGCCAAGCGCCGGCAGGUGGCGGCGCGGUGGGUGGGCGCGCGCGGCGCGGGCGGCGCGGUGUGGCAGCGCGUGCGGGCGGGGGGCGCGGCGCCGCGCUGGGUGGCGCGCACGCUGCUGCUGGCGCACAACCUGCUGUACGCCUACCGCUCGCCGGAGUGCUCGAAGGCGGACUGCAUGAUCUACCUGGAGGGGUUCACGGUGUGCGCGGCGGGCGAGGUGAAGUCCCGCGCGCACGCCUUCAAGGUGUACCACACCGGCACCGCCUUCUACUUCGCCUGCGAGUCGCGGGACGACAUGCUGGCCUGGAUCCAGCUCAUACACCGCGCCACGAUGCUGCCCUCCCUGGGCCACCAGCUGGACGUGUCCAAGCAGUUCUCGGAGACGGACUACUCUGAGACCGAGUCCGACAGCGAGAGCCCCGACAAACGGAGCGAGAAGGAGAAGGAAAAAGAUAAAGAAAAGGACAAAGAUAAGGAAAAAGAGAAAGACAAAGAUAAGUCCAAGUUCGGUUCCUUAAAGAAACUAACCCACAUGAUGCAGCGCAGCGAGUCGCAGGAGAUCGUCAGCCACUCCUCCACCAGCCUCGACAGGAAGUACCUGAGGUUCUUCCUCAGGAACAAGAGCAAGGACGAGACCAAACCAGCCAAGAGCAAGCCGGCCCCCCCGGAGCAGGCGCGUGGCCCCCCGGAGCAGGCGCGCGGCCCCCCGGAGCACGCGCGCGGCCCCCCGGAGCAGGCGCGCAGCCCCGCCCGCGCCCCCCCGGAGCCGCUCGCCAACAAGAUACCGAAGCCGAUCAACUACAUCCACGCUUCCAACCCGAACCUGCUCGAUUUUGAGAAGAGCGACUUUGUGACGCGCCCCACGCUGCGGGUCCCGCGCCCCGAGCCCAAGCUGGACAAGGGCCCGGGCGCGGUGACGCUGGAGCAGUUCAUGCUGGAGAAGCAGGCGGAGGAGCGGCGCCAGCUGUACUCCGAGCGCGUGCUGCUGGGCGUGCGCCGCGACCUGCAGACCAGGCUCGACAGCAUCGUUCCAGAUGUAAUCUACGGGGAAGUGCGAACGGGAAGCAACUCUGCAGUGCAGGGGCGCGCUCUGCCCUCCGCGCCGCCCUCCGCGCCCUCCGCGCCCACCACCGCACCCUCCGCCCACAGCAGCACCACCCCCAAGCCUGUCUCCGUCAGAGGGAGGGACGGAUACGAGAGGCUGGUGUACCGCGCGGAGGAGAAGCCUGCCUGGGGAAGGAAUCACAAGGUGCACAGCGCGCUGCCCGCCGCGCCGCAGUCGCCGCGCGCUCGCACCACCGACAGCUGGGCCGGCGCCGAGGGCGGCGUGUCGCGGCUCCGACUUGUCUUCGGCGCGCACCAGAGCGGACCCCGGGCGGAGUACCCGCACCUGGUGUGUCCCCCCACGUUCCGCGCGGAGACCUACUCGCUGCAGCACGCGCCCGCGCCCGACUCAUAGACCCGCGCCCCCCGACCCUCCCGACCCCGCGACCCCCCCGACCCCCCGGGACAGUGUCGGGGGACACUGUCGACGUGUCUCCACGCACACACACAAUACACACACAAUACACACACAACACACACACACAACAAUAAACCAAAGAUUUUUUAACCUCGGUAAUAAAAUUUAGUGUGAAAGAAGAGAAAGUAACACAGGUAGUGUGUUGCGGUGGGCAGCAGCCGGCGGCCGGCGCUCCGACACUUUGCUGUUUUUUAAAGUUCGUAGCGUUAAUCUUUUUAUGAAGUACAAGAAUAGAAGCUCAAUUGUAGAGUCUUUAUAUUAUUAUGUUAUCAGGUAUUUAAUUCAGUACAAGCUUCAUGCGGCCGAUGCUUGGUACAAUCAUUUCACAUCACCACGUUUUGACUACGAUGUCCCCCGCACGCGACCCCCCCGCAUGCGCCCCCUCGCCCCCCGUGGGGGGACAGGUGCGGGGGACGGGUCUCGGGGUCGAUUGUAACGAACAUAGUUUGCUUGAAUAUUGAUAUUACAUUGACAAGAUAUCUAAAGAUAUUGAUUGUGGAGCAUCAUACGAAACGAUAUUAAACCUUUACAGUAAGUAUUUUCUUGUUCAAUUACUUCAAAUCAAAAUACAUAAACGAGUACUACAUUUUAUUUCGUGUUUACGCUGUCUGUGUGCUCAGUUACUUUAAUUGUUGUUAUAAGAUUUAAACUCUUUUUGCAUUUUCAUUUUUGAUUUAAAUUAAUACAUAACAUUUUUAAUUUUAAUUCAAAUGUGCACACACGAACUGCCACAGACAGAGGGGGUGCCCCGGGGGAGGAGAAUGUUAGUCAGAUUAAAUAAGUUCCUUUUCAUGUAAUUAUUGAUUUGUAAAAAUUAAAUUUACAUCUGUUUUAUUAGCUUCUUAUUUAUUAUGAUUAUUUUGUAUGGGUAAGCACGCGCCCCCCCGCACCGGCCGCGCUGUUGUUACUUCAGAUGUGUGAACACGAUGUAAUGAAUACCUUUCGAUUUUUAUAAUAAACGAAUUUGACUACUUAACGUUCUUAUAAAUCGCAUACUUAAAUAUUUUAUAUAUACAUUAUGUAAGCAUAUAAAAAUGUUAAUAAAUAAAGUUUUACUCAUAAUAAA
Bombyx mori (domestic silkworm) is the source of this 5109-nucleotide messenger RNA. RefSeq lists its product as uncharacterized. Gene Ontology annotation, molecular function: protein binding. The transcript has 19 exons. NCBI's taxonomy places the organism in Eukaryota, Metazoa, Arthropoda, Insecta, Lepidoptera, Bombycidae. The coding region runs from base 156 to 3980 and encodes 1274 amino acids. The record is from RefSeq and is a predicted model, not a curated record.